UCCGCCGCGCGCGCCGCCCGACCCGCCGAUGUCACGGCCGCUGGCGUCAUCCGCGGACGGGCGCUGCGCUCAGCCCGCGCUGAAGACGCACGACGAGUCGGACGGCCCGGCCGACUCGGUCUCCAGGCUGGGGUCAGCUCAAACGCUGGAGGUCAGCGCCGACAGCAGCGGCUCGCCGCCCGAGGCCACCGUCGUCCGGCUCGGCCAGCACGCGGCGGAGGUCGCCACCAGGCUCGGAAUGGAGGUGGAGGUGUCGUGCGACAGCACGGAGCAGCUGACAGAGCGGUGCUCGCCGCCGCCGGCGGCCAAGCUGGCCGGCGACGGCGCUCUCAGCGCCGCCCAGGACCCGGGCAUCCGCCGCUACCGCACCGCCUUCCGGCCCGACCAGAUCAAACGGCUCGAGGCCGAGUUUCUCAAGGACAACUACGUCAGCCGGCCCAAGCGCAACGAGCUGGCCACGGAGCUGGGUCUGGCCGAAGGCACCAUCAAGGUGUGGUUCCAGAACCGACGUAUGAAGCACAAGCGGCAGCAGAUGACAGCCUGGCCGCUUGACCCGCGCUUCACCGACCCGGCGCUGGCCGCCAUGAUCCUGCAGGCGGCCGUCGCCUCCGGCACGUACCCGUACGGCGGCGUGGCCGGCCUGGCGGCGCCGCCGCUGUCCUACUACAGCCCGCUGGCCGGCUCUGCCAAGUGUCGCUUCUCGCCGUACGCGCCGCUGCCGAGCAGCUUCUUCAGACCGUUUGAAUCUGUCGUGGCUAAGGAUGGCCGUGAAUGA
Molecule: messenger RNA, 775 nt
Organism: Pollicipes pollicipes
Lineage: Eukaryota; Metazoa; Arthropoda; Thecostraca; Pollicipedomorpha; Pollicipedidae
Product: segmentation protein even-skipped
Exons: 4
Coding region: 29-775 (248 amino acids)
Biological process (GO): regulation of transcription by RNA polymerase II
Cellular component (GO): nucleus
Molecular function (GO): RNA polymerase II cis-regulatory region sequence-specific DNA binding; DNA-binding transcription factor activity, RNA polymerase II-specific
Source: RefSeq, a predicted model, not a curated record